UUGGCUCCACCACCCGGCACCCUGCUUAAUAGAUGCUUCUUCUAUUCACAGACAGGUAAAGUAACUACACACAGACUACCCAAGAGAAGCAGGGCACAUAUAACAAUAAUGGAAAACAACCUAGAUGAAGAUACCCAGGCUGGUGGAAGAUUCAAGAAACGAGAGCCAUUCAAAAGGAGACAUCGGAUUACAACAGUUGUGCCUCAGGAGAACAGAAGACCAGUGGAAAAGCCAGUUCCGGCUCCUGUAGAAGUGAUAAGCAAAAAUGAUGAGACAAGCCAAGAAGAAAAACAAGCCCAGGCUGAAGACAAGGUCCCAGUUGAGGAAAAGGUCCUAGUUGAGGAGAAGAUCCCAGUUGAGGAGAAGGUCCCAGUUGAGGAGAAGGUCCCAGUUGAGGAGAAGGUCCCAGUUGUGGAGAAGGUCCCAGUUGUGGAGAAUGUCCCAGUUGAGGAGAAGGUCCCAGUUGAGAAGAAGGUCUCAGCUGAAGAGGAAAGUCAACCACCAGAGAAAGAGACAACAGAACAGAAUAAUGUACAAAAGGAAAAUUAUGAGAAUAAAGUAGAAAAAGUGAAAGAAGUAAACAAAGAACCAAAUGAAGUCACUAUGGGGAAAACUACUAAUGUUUUAGCAUCAAAAGAAACGCACAUUAAAGCCACAAAGGAAGUAAAUGUACCUACAGAACACACUGGGGCAACGUCAUCCCAGCCUCCUGCUCGAUCAGGUCCAACCACGAAAAAGGGACCAAAAUUUAAGCCAAGGGGGUCCAAGGAAUUCAAAAGCAAACCACCCAAGAAAGGAGUUAUUGGAUUUGAAGAAAUUCCGGGAAUGGAAGGCUUAGGCGCAGAUAUCACUGUCGUUUGCCCCUGGGAAGCGUAUAGCCAUCUUGAGCUGCACGAACUUGCACAAUAUGGAAUUAUUUGAAGAUUACGGUUUUCCAUGGUUUUUGUUUGUGUAUAUAUACGUUUUUUUUUUUAAACUAAGAAGCCUUCUCUGCAUUUUGUCUACUGUAGAAAUUGCACUGUUAAAUGUGGAUAACAGUAGCAGGAGAAAUGAAUAAAUGAAUGCCAAUCAUUGCUGAAGGAGAGUUCAAGUGAAAGGUUUGGUUUGUUUCUAUGAAUAUUCAAGAAAAUACUGGAGAGGUCAAUUUAUUCUCGUCCAAUGAUAUCCACUGCUCUGCAGGGUUCACUUUGAGCCCCUGUGUCGAGGCCGAGAAUGUAUUGUCAGCUACAGUCAGUUGCAGGUCUUGGAUUGUUGAGGAGCAGUGGGUCAUGUAGAUGUUGUAGAGAUGAGAGCUUUGAUGUUGUAGCUACUGGAGGAAGCAAGUAGUUUACAGAUGUUGGUCUGGAACUCGACGAGACACAGCAAAUAGGUGUCCGAUGAAAAAGAAACUGUCAAAUGUGAGGGUGGAUUUUGCAGUUCAAGCCAAUGGUGGGUUUGAGCAAUACAGGACUUGUACAUUAUGUCAUGCUUUUAACCAUGUCCUGAAGAGUUACAAACUCUCUGUUGGGGGCACAGGGAGAUAGAACAGCUUAUGGGCCACACACCAAGUAUUCCUGGUCUCCUUGAAGACUAAAUAAGGUUCACACACAUCUUUGCUCCUUCAACUACAGACACAACAGUGUUCUUUUAUCUACAAUAUAUAUGAACGAAGGAUUCAAUGCCGGUAAUUUACAAAGCGCUUAAGGUAGGAAGGAGUAAGAAUCUUGUUUUUUUUGUACAUAUACUUUCGGAUUUUAUGUUGUCUUUCGUGCAAUGUCACAUUGUUCUGUAGAAUUUUCAAAAAUGCAAUGCUGAUAUUUAGAAUCUCAAAUGUUCUGGCAUGCAAAACUUCCUCAUAAAAAAGCUAAAAUGGCAAAAGGACUGUUUUUAUAAAAAUGUUUGAAUGAAAGAAUAAACGCAUUGCUCAGUAA
Xenopus laevis (African clawed frog) is the source of this 1910-nucleotide messenger RNA. RefSeq names its product MGC84235 protein. The coding region runs from base 109 to 921 and encodes 270 amino acids. The transcript has 5 exons. NCBI's taxonomy places the organism in Eukaryota, Metazoa, Chordata, Amphibia, Anura, Pipidae. The record is from RefSeq and is a predicted model, not a curated record.